CUUUCUUUUUGGACAAAAUCUCUGUGUCUUCUUCUUUUUGUCCUUAAUUUCUUUCUCUGUCUGCAUUCUUACUUGUAAUGAGAGCCUUCUUUGUCUUUAUGGUUUUAAACAUCCUCAUCUUUUGAAUAUAUUAUUGCAUGCAUGGCUCUCUUGAGGUUAGGCUCAAAAUCUGAAGCUUUCCAUCGCGAAGGCCAAACAUGGUUUUGCACAACCGGGCUUCAGAGUGAUAUUACUAUUCAGAUAGGAGAAAUGUCUUUCAACCUCCACAAGUUUCCAUUGCUUUCAAGAAGCGGGCUACUGGAGAAACUUAUCGGAGAACUUCCUGUUGUGGAUGGUUCAGCACGUAUCUUGCAACUUGAUGACAUACCUGGUGGUGCUAAAACAUUUGAGCUCAUAAGCAAAUUUUGCUAUGGUGUAAAAAUAGAGCUCACGUCUUUGAAUAUAGUCAGCCUUAGAUGUGCAGCAGAGUACCUUCGCAUGACUGAAGAUUAUGGAGAAGGAAAUCUAAUUAUGCAAACUGAGGCAUUCCUUAAUGAAGUCUUCGGCAACUGGGAGGAAUGUCUAAAAGCUCUUGAAACAUGUGAAGAAGUUCUACCUUACGCAGAAGAGCUUCAUGUUGUCUCCAGGUGCAUCGACUCCUUAGCAAUGAAAGCUUGUACUGAUCCACAAUUGUUCAAUUUGCCUUCAUCAGGACAAACCAACUCGCAGCAGAAUGAGGCUAGUGCAAUAGUCUGGAAUGGGAUAUCCGUUACGACUAAGCCAGAACCUGUCGGUGAUAAUUGGUGGUUCGAAGAUGUCUCGUUCCUUAACUUACCUCUAUACAAGCAAUUGAUUUUAGCUGUUGAAUCAAGGGGAAUGAAGCUUGAGACUAUCUCUGCAUCACUUAUACAUUAUGCGAAAAAGUAUCUUCCCUUGAUGAAUAGGCAAUCAAGCUUCAAUAACACCAAUCAUGUCAACCACACGGGAACGGUUGUUUCCUACCCUUCUGAAGCUGACCAAAGAAUCCUCCUCGAAGAGAUUGUGACAUUACUCCCUAAUAAGAAAGGAGUCUCUUCCCCUAAGUUUUUACUUAGGCUGCUUCGCACGGCUAUGGUCUUGCAUGCUAGCCCAUCAUGCCGAGAAAAUUUGGAAAAAAGGGUAGGUGCUCAGUUAGACCAAACUGUACUUGUAGAUCUUCUCAUACCAAAUAUGGGGUACUCGAUCGAGACGCUUUAUGAUAUAGACUGUGUUCAGAGGAUUCUUGAUCAUUUCAUGUCAUUACACCAAGAAACAACUUUUUCUCCUUGCAUAGUUGAAGAGGGAGAGUUUCUGGGCGGCAAUGAUGCACUAACACCAGUGACAAUGGUUGCUAGUCUGAUGGAUGGAUUUCUUGCUGAAAUAGCACCAGAUGUUAAUUUGAAGCUCCCGAAAUUUGAGGUACUUGCUGCAACCAUACCUGAUUAUGCAAGGCCGGUUGACGAUGGAGUUUAUCAUGCUGUUGAUGUAUAUUUGAAGGCACAUCCUUGGCUUACAGAUUUGGAGAGGGAGCAACUUUGCAGACUCAUGAACUGCCAGAAGCUAUCACUAGAAGCUAGCACUCAUGCAGCACAGAAUGAGAGGCUACCUCUUAGAGUAAUUGUUCAAGUACUCUUCUUCGAACAACUUAGGCUUCGUACUUGUGUUUCUGGCUGGUUCUUUGUCUCUGAGAAUCUCGACAACUCGCAAAAUCCUUGUGGAAACCUUGGACACCCCAGAAAGGCUGGUUCCUGUCCAAUGGACUCUGCAAAAGACAAUACUGUGGGUGUUGAUAUGACGGAUCGUGUUUCUGAGCUUGAAAAGGAAUGUUCAAGCAUAAAAGAAGAGCUUCAGAAGCUUAUGAAGACGAAAAAGAAGUGGACAAUAUUUUCCAAAAGGUUCAGUUUUAGACAGAAGCUACCGCCCUGCAACUCGAAAAGAGCAUGCGACUUGAAGGAUCAAGCAAUGUCUACGAAUAGGCAACAGAAUCAUGAGAAUGGUGAUGUGGCUCAGUAAAAGAAUCAAUUUCCAAUGACCUGAACAGCACUGUCAUUCUAUUUUCUUGUUUCUUUGUUAAUUUGAAGGCCAAGUAAUUCUUUUUCUGCAGAUUACAGAAUAAGCAUAUUCUUUUGUUUAAGAGUUAGAUUUUUAGUUCAAUUCUUUUCUUUUUCUU
This is a messenger RNA of Ricinus communis (castor bean), 2167 nucleotides long. Its product is annotated as BTB/POZ domain-containing protein At5g03250. Gene Ontology annotation, molecular function: protein binding. The coding region runs from base 142 to 2010 and encodes 622 amino acids. The record is from RefSeq and is a predicted model, not a curated record. Lineage: Eukaryota; Viridiplantae; Streptophyta; Magnoliopsida; Malpighiales; Euphorbiaceae. The transcript is spliced from 4 exons.